This is a messenger RNA of Penicillium antarcticum, 1761 nucleotides long. Its product is annotated as putative pathogenicity factor. The record is from RefSeq and is a predicted model, not a curated record. Bases 1 to 1761 code for a protein of 586 amino acids. Lineage: Eukaryota; Fungi; Ascomycota; Eurotiomycetes; Eurotiales; Aspergillaceae. The transcript has 3 exons.
AUGUAUCCAACUCGUCAGACCAACUCUGGUCCGGGCAGUCCACAGGGCCACCAAGAUCAAGCUGCACCCAGGAACUCUGAUGUCACUUUGCGGACCCCGGAUGACCCGGUUAACGAUCCACGUCUGAAUCAAUCUUUCCCUGGUUUAUUUGGUUUUGAUGGACCCUCUACACGCCACCCCUCCCCCCCAUACUUUCCUCGUCCGGCCUUGCCGCCUCUCCCGGGAGUCAUGGGCGGCAUUAAUGCGGCGCACCCUGGUUACAUGCCUAAGUUCACCAAUUCUUUGUCAAACUCUGAUCGAUCUUCAUAUGCUAAUCCACGCACAACUCGGAGGAGAUAUGACCCAGCGCUUGGAGCUGCCUCGAGGGAGGAAUACGACCGGCUGAAUCCAUACAACCGGAACAAUCGCUCGAGAGACGAUCAGCCGCCCACGAGAGCGCGGAGCAGGAGUCCUGACACUAAGCUCACAACUGCGGGCGCUCAUCGUCCCCAAUUCCCCAUGCCUGACUCCGUUGAGUGGCCCAAUCAAUGGCAUCCCGGCAAAUCAACUGGAAGUUAUCAAACACCUUGCUCAGAGGGACCGGUUUCAGGCAAGCAGCUUGUGAAAUGGGAAUCUGAAGAAUCUAAGGAUCCGGCGUGCGAGUUCUCAGCUCCAUGUCGCAUGAGGCCCUCGCCCGAUGGAAUGCAUUGGAGAAAGGUUGUCUCCCAUGUCUUCGGCCGCAACAAAGCCUCGACAAAGCUGUUUCCUCAGUACGUCUGGGUACACUACUGUCGCAAGCACUAUCAGCGUGCUCGUUACCGUGCCGAUCAAUGGCCCUUUACCCAGUGCGACCUCCUCCUCGAGUCACUGAAUCGCAUGGAAAGCUGGGGUGGGGUAGAGAAUUUUGAGUUGAUCCUGCGCCGCAGGGAGCAACUCCGGGUUGAAAAUGAGCCCUCCGUCCACGGAGACGAGCUUCAAGCUUCAGGAGGGAGAAAUGCGUCAAAAUCGAGGAGAGAACCACGUACAUCUCUCGCUCUGACGGCUCCCCAGCGGAGCCGUAAGCAUCCUACCGCAAUCAAUGCACCUGUUCCUCUAUGGCUUCGCGGACUGGUGGGGAAAUCGAAGUCGUUCACAAAUAUCAGAGAAACGAUCGAACAUGUGCGGUCAUACCUGGGCGACCUGCGCAAGGAAGAGCGAGAAGAGCAGAUGAGUCUGACUAUGAGCCCCAGCGUCACUCUUAGUCCCCGACAUGCCGCAGGCAAGUCACGAAAGAGGCCCGCCAAGUCGACCGGAUUUAGGAACAACCAGCGGCUGCAGGCGAGCCGUGUUCGUUUUCCCGACGUGGAAAUCCUUCCUACGUUCAAGCCUUGGGUUGUGGAAGCCGCUUUACGUCAGCGAUCAGCUUGCAAGAAGGUGAUCAAACAAGAGAGUCAGGACCACGAGGUUCCGGACGAGGAACAAGUUGUUGAGCUGAACGAUGCUCACGACACAGUGAACCCUCUGGUCGGUCCUGGUGUUGCUGAUCCUGCCAACACUCAUCUUGUGCGUCCUUGUGUGCUAGAACACAUCCCGAAUGCUCCUGUCGAGGCCGAAGCUGCUACAUCUGCUGCUGAGCAGGUUCGGCUAUCUGAGAACCGUGGACAGUCCCGAAUAGGGAGAGCGGGCACAAAUAGCGGAAAUUCGGAUAGCCAGCGCCGUCGCAGUCAGCGUGUUUACAUCGAGUCACUAAACAGGGUCUCCAAUCAGGGAUCUAUCAAGAAACCUCGCGAGAGAAAGCGCUAA